UUGUUAAACAUCUAAUGUUGAUCACAACACAUCAAAACCUCAUCACUUCAUCUCUCUUUUCGAUUCUCUUUCUCUCACUCCAUAGUUUGUUUGAAUCAUGUGAUGCCAAAUGCAGUCCUUCUUCGUGCGGCAUCAUUCCCAACAUCAGCCCCCCUUUCCGCCUCAAGGGCCACCCCAAGAAUUGCGGUGAUCCAAGAUUUGAAUUAUCAUGUGAAAAUAAUGUGGCCUACUUCUCCCUUCAUUCUCACAAAUACUAUGUCCAAGAAAUCUACUACAGAGACGAGCCCACCAUCAGGGUGGUUGAUGCCUCCAUAAACAAAGACGACAUCUGCUCGUUUCCCCCCUUUUCUAUAUAUGCCUAUAACUUCACCUAUCAUAAUCCUAAUCGUCUUCGUUACCUAAAGUCCAUUUAUUCCAGCAACACACCUUUAAACUUUAUAAGCUGCCCAAAUCCGUUGAGAAAUACAUCCCUUUAUACUGAUAUCACUAAUCAGUGUGCCUCUAAUUCAUCCCAUCAUCACAGAUAUGCUUAUGUCAAGGUCGGCAGCAUGAUGGCCUCAGAGGUUCCAUACGCCUGUGGAGUUGACCUCAUAGCGAUGACAUCCUGGUAUGAUUUUGAGCCUUUGAAAAAUGUUUCUCUUUCAGAAAUCCAUGAGGUCCUCUUGUAUGGAUUUGAACUCGGGACAUGCCUCUGGCCUUGUGACAGUCAUGAUUCAUCCAUCAUUAAGUGGUCUAUAGUUCUGAUCGUACUUCUUGUGGUCGUUGCAGGUUUGUUGUGCGCAGCGGUAAGCCCUCCUGUAUUCACCCUCUGUGGAUUCGCCGCUGUAGCACUACUCUUAUGUCUGAUUACUAGUACAAUUCUAUUGUCAACAGAAUCCUCUAUCUAUAACAAGUCCUACCCAUCUUUCCCGAUGCUCAAUCAACAAUCAGUACUCAUCAUAGGCUUCAUCACAUUGUUUGCAAGGAUUAUCAUAUUUCCUUUAGUGUGGUGGUUUUUGAUUUACAAAUUCCGAAGAAGGCGUUUAUCCGAAUAUAACACAAUAGAAUCCUUCCUCCAAAGUGAUAACAAACUAUCACCAAUAAGAUAUUCAUACUCAGCCAUUAAGAGAAUGACAAGAGGUUUUCAAGAAAAACUAGGCGAAGGAGGCUAUGGUUGUGUUUACAAAGGAAAGCUUCGAAGUGGACAUCACGUAGCAGUCAAAAUGCUGGGAAAAUCAGGCGGGAAUGGACAAGACUUUAUGAAUGAAAUAGCAACUAUUGGAAGGGUACACCAUAUCAAUGUGGUACAACUAGUUGGCUAUUGUGCACAAGGUUCCAAGCGUGCCCUCGUCUUUGAUUUCAUGCCCAAUGGUUCUCUUAAAAAAUACCUCUUCAAUCGAGAAAAAAUGAAUUCCUUAAAUUGGGAUACAAAGUUUGAUAUUGCUGUUGGAAUAGCUCGAGGAAUUGAUUAUUUGCAUCAGGGGUGUGACAUCCAGAUUCUUCAUUUUGACAUCAAGCCUCAUAACAUACUCCUUGACCAUAACUUCGCUCCCAAAAUAUCUGAUUUCGGGUUAGCAAAGUCAUGCUCCGUAGAGAAGGAGGCAGUGACUUUAACGGCCGCUAGAGGAACCAUAGGUUAUGUUGCUCCAGAACUCAUCCACCGAGGUAUUGGCGUAGUCUCUUCCAAGGCGGAUGUGUAUAGUUUCGGGAUGCUGUUGAUGGAAAUGGUGGGCUUCAACAGAGAGUUGCGGAAAAAUAGUGAUGAUUCAACAAAGUAUUUCCCAAAUUGGAUAUAUGACCACAUUAAACAAGGCAAAGAGAUUGAAAUUGCAGAGGAAAACAUUAGUAAUGAUGAGAAUGAGAGUGUUCGAAAGAUGACAAUAGUUGCGUUAUGGUGCAUACUGAUGAGCCCCGAUGAUCGUCCUUCAAUGAAUCAAGUAUUGCAAAUGUUAGAAGCCGAUGUCAAACACCUGCAAAUUCCAGAGGUUCGAUCAUCACAAUCAACUCAAGUUGCAGGAAAUGGGGAAGAUGGCAGCUGGCUCACAGAUGCAACUGAUUCUGCAUCAUUGCUCCAUCAUGAUAACGCCAGCAGCUUUGAGAUUACUAUCGCAUGAACCUCUUCUUCCCAAUCCUUCCUUCCUCCAUCCAUAUCUUCUGCGUGAGGUUUGUAUUAUCUGUUGCCUCUUUAUAAUAGUAUUGUAUUGCAAGAUGAGUUUUUAUAGGGGGCAAAAUGAUCCACAUCCAUUCUCAAAUAUAAAUGACAAAAUAUAAUGUUUGAACAAA
Messenger RNA from Salvia hispanica, 2262 nucleotides. RefSeq names its product LEAF RUST 10 DISEASE-RESISTANCE LOCUS RECEPTOR-LIKE PROTEIN KINASE-like 2.1. The record is from RefSeq and is a predicted model, not a curated record. Gene Ontology annotation, molecular function: ATP binding; polysaccharide binding; protein kinase activity. Lineage: Eukaryota; Viridiplantae; Streptophyta; Magnoliopsida; Lamiales; Lamiaceae. Gene Ontology annotation, biological process: protein phosphorylation.